Molecule: messenger RNA, 1026 nt
Organism: Acanthosepion pharaonis
Lineage: Eukaryota; Metazoa; Mollusca; Cephalopoda; Sepiida; Sepiidae
Source: the annotation of a GenBank genome assembly
AUGGUUUCGAAAUUGCUCCGGCUUAGCGCCAGAUAUGGGACGACGGUCCUUGUCUGCGGCCUCUUUGUUUCUCUCAGUUUGAUUAUCUGUCUGUCUUUAUGCUCCAUGCAAUGUGACACACCUUCAAGCCGGCAUUGUAUGGCAGAAGUCCUUUCCCUACAGAACCAGAUCCUUGUAAAGAAGGUAGUAGAGACUGCCCCACAACAAUCCGUAUCUUACUUCUUUGUUGUCCUUAUCAUGUCAAGUCCAAACAGCCAUAGUCAGCGGGACCUUCUUCGGACAACAUGGCUAAGUAAAAUCCCUGAAGAUGUUCUGGCUAAGUUUGUGAUCGGUACUGCCAGGCUUGAUCCAGAAAAGGUUCAGGAGCUUGAGCAAGAACAACUGGAGCAUCAUGAUCUUUUAUUACUCCCCACACUGACCGAUUCCUACAAAAAUCUCACAAUGAAACUGCUGGAAAGUUUCAUCUGGCUGAAUGCCAACAUCAAUUACAAGUAUGUACUGAAAACAGACCAAGACACCUACGUGCAGGUUCACGAGCUGAAAACGAUCCUACAGAAAUCCGGGUCGCAGCGUGUCUACUGGGGUUUUUUUGAUGGACGGGCUCACGUAAAAAAACAAGGCAAAUGGCUUGAAAAAAACUUUGUUCUCUGCGACCGUUACCUGCCCUAUGCUGUCGGGGGUGGUUACAUCAUCUCCUCAGACCUUGUCCGCUACAUUGCCCAGAACUGGCGUCUUCUUCAGCGAUUCCACAGCGAGGAUGUGUCUGUUGGGGUGUGGCUGGCUCCGUUGGAAAUCAACCGUAUUCAUGACCCACGUUUUGACACUGAGUUUGUGUCGCGAGGCUGUAACAACCAGUACCUUGUGACGCACAAACAAUCACCCGGGGAUAUUCGUGACAAACACAAUUAUCUGAUGAUGACGGGGAAACUCUGUCGAAACCAAUUUCAGAAACGUCUUUCGUAUAUUUAUAACUGGAAUGUUCCUCCCACAAAGUGUUGUGAAAGAAAUAACAAUACAGUCCCAUAG